GUGGUGGUGUGGAAGAAGCAAGUGUUUCCUCUGGGCUUGCUUGCUGCUAGGUUUAGCAGCAAUAUUCUGCCCAUAUAUCUUUUUAAGUUUGACGCCUAACUAACAGGCGUUCAAUUAUCUCGCGUAAAGAUCAAUUUCCCGCAUGUUAAUAUUGCAAACUAGCUCGCGGGGUGAACGUAACCUUAUCUGAAAAGCAUCUUUGAACAUAAUUGGAACACGAAAUUACGAUGCCAUCCCCGAUGGAGGGAUCUUCCAGAGAAGGUGACCUCUUUACUGUGAAACAUGAGCUGAAAAAUGCCAACCUGACGGGCCAUGUAGAGAGGGUAGGCAUUGAAAACUUUGAGCUAUUAAAGGUGCUGGGCACAGGAGCGUACGGCAAGGUGUUCCUGGUGAGAAAAGUGAGUGGCCAUGAUACAGGGAAGCUGUAUGCCAUGAAGGUUUUGAAGAAGGCCACCAUUGUACAAAAGGCAAAGACUGCCGAACACACACGGACGGAGCGGCAAGUGCUGGAGCACAUCCGCCAGUCUCCAUUCCUCGUCACACUUCACUAUGCCUUCCAGACGGAUACUAAGCUGCACCUCAUUCUCGAUUAUGUAAAUGGUGGGGAGCUCUUCACACAUUUGGUGCAAAGGGUGCGAUUUAAAGAGCAAGAAGUAGCCUUGUACAGUGGAGAGAUUGCGUUGGCACUAGAACAUCUACACAAGCUUGGGAUUGUCUACAGGGACCUGAAACUUGAGAAUAUUCUGCUGGAUUCAAGUGGUCAUAUAGUUCUCACAGACUUUGGCCUCAGUAAAGAAUUCGAUCAGGUGGAAAGGGCGUUUUCUGUCUGUGGCACCAUUGAAUAUAUGGCUCCAGAAAUCGUGGAAGGAGGAGAGUCUGGACAUGACAAGGCGGUGGACUGGUGGAGCCUUGGCGUGUUGAUGUACGAGCUUUUGACUGGCGGAUCACCCUUCACCGUCGAUGGAGAUGAGAACUCGCACACAGACAUUGCCAAGAGGAUUUCAAAAAAGGAUCCUCCUUUCCCCAAAGACAUGGGACCUCUGGCCAAAGACCUCAUCCAGCGACUCCUCAUCAAAGAUCCAAAGAAGAGAUUGGGCUCAGGUCCUAACGGAGCAGAGAAUGUAAAAAAACACCCAUUUUACCAGAAAAUAAACUGGGAGGACUUGGCAGCUAAGAAGGUGCAUGCCCCGUUCAAGCCAGUGAUUCGGGACGAGCUGGACGUCAGCAACUUUGCAGAGGAGUUCACAGAGAUGGAUCCCACAUACUCCCCCGCAGCACUGCCUCAGAACUGUGACCGCAUCUUCCAGGGCUACUCUUUCAUGGCCCCCUCCAUCCUGUUCAAGAGGAAUGUGGUGAUGGACGACCCUGUCCAGCUGUGUGGGGGAUCUGAGAGGCCAGGCUCUGCUGCGGUGGCCCGCAGCGCCAUGAUGAAGGACUCACCUUUCUACACGAGUUACGAGAUGGACCUGAAGGACAGUGCUUUAGGAGAGGGAAGCUUCUCCAUCUGCAGACGGUGCACACACAAGAAGACCGGACAGAAAUACGCAGUCAAGAUUGUCAGCAAGAGAAUGGAGGCACAGACUCAGCGUGAAAUAGCAGCCCUGAAGCUCUGCGAUGGCCACCCUAACAUUGUCAAGUUACAUGAAAUUUACCACGACCAGCUCCACACGUACCUGGUUCUGGAGCUGCUCGGUGGAGGCGAGCUGCUAGAGAGGAUCCGCAGAAAGCAGCAUUUCAGCGAAACAGAGGCCAGCCGCAUCAUGCGAAAACUGGUGUCAGCUGUCAGCCACAUGCACGACGUAGGAGUGGUGCACAGGGACCUUAAACCGGAGAACCUGCUCUUCACAGACGAGAGUGAGAACUCCGAGAUAAAAAUCAUAGACUUUGGCUUUGCUCGCCUCAAACCACCAGACAAUCAGCUCCUGAAGACUCCCUGCUUCACCCUGCAGUACGCUGCGCCAGAGAUACUCAAGUACGACGGCUACGACGAGUCCUGUGACCUGUGGAGUCUGGGGGUCAUUCUGUACACCAUGCUGUCUGGCCAGGUGCCUUUCCAGUGUCAGGAGAAGAGCCUGACCCACACCAGUGCUGAGGAGAUAAUGAAGAAAAUCAAACAGGGAGACUUCUCUUUUGAAGGCGAGGCCUGGAGGAAUGUGUCCCAGCAGGCCAAGGACCUGAUACAAGAGCUGCUGACGGUCGACCCAAACAAGAGGAUUAAGAUGUGCGGCCUGCGUUACAAUGCCUGGCUUCAGGACGACAGCCAGCUGUCCUCAAACCCGCUCAUGACCCCGGACAUUCUCGGCUCCUCCACUGCGUCUGUCCACACUUACGUCAAAGCUACUUUUAAUGCAUUUAACAAAUGUAAGCGGGAAGGUUUCCGCCUGCAGACGGUGGACAAAGCCCCACUAGCCAAGAGGAGGAAGAUGAAAAAGACAAGUACCAGCACAGAGACCCGCAGCAGUUCCAGUGAGAGCACCCAUUCCUCUUCCUCCUCCUCCCAGUCUCAGGAGAAGAAUUUUCCAGAGGGCCACAUCAAGCCGCAGCCCUCUAACAGCACGCCUCUCACCACGCCCAUCAACACACCCGGGGCCCUGGGAACGGACUCUGAGCACCAACCAGCGCAUCCAGCCUUUCAUUUCUCAGACGGACAGUGAGACAGCGAGAGGAAAAAGGGAGAUUCAGACAGUUUUGUGACCCGCAGGAUGGCUCGGACCAGCGUAGAGACAGCUCUCUUCUUUUUCUCUCUGUCCCUGGCAGCUCUCUGCUUCUGGCUCAAUUGCAUGGACGUCCGCACGUCUCCAAAAACCAAGCAUGCAGCAGGAGCAGCAACCGUCACCUCAAUAUCAAUCAAUCAAUCAUCACUAGCAAUACCCUAUCCCUUUUCCUUCUCUGUCACUUUCACAUACCACACAGACUGUGUCAAUCAGGGACUGGACCAGGAAGAAGCUGUCACCAGUGUCCAAAAUGAAAAGGGCUGCCCUACUGCCCCAGGUCCAGACAGACAAUGGAGAGUCAUCUUCAGUGUCGUCAUAAGAUGGCCACUCUCUCUGUCCACUCCAUUUACCUGUCUUUGUCCAUGCCUCCAGAGGUUUUAAAGGGAAAGUCAUAGUGUUUACAUCAUGGAUGCUUUGUAUUUUUGUGUCAAAGGGAGAGAAGAAGCGUAACGUAACGUGGGUCCACUUCUCUUCUCUGGGAAGUCUCUGCAAGAUGGAGCAGGUUAUUUAUAUGUGAAUUUUACAGACUGAGAUUUAUUUAUGAUAAGCUAUAUUGUUAACUUAUUUAUGGUUCAGACUGAUCUGAGAGGAAAUAAUGGAUACAGUAAGUCUUUUAAAAAAAGACAUUUUGUGUACGUGUGUAUGUUUUUCCCUAUCAGCUCAAAAGACUGUUUUCAUGUCGUCAGAUGGUUGUUUAUUCAUCUUUGUAAUCAUCAUAGUAGGUUAUUGAGACACAGUUAUAUAAACAUUGUAAGACUAUUAUAGGCAAGAAGAGAUUAACACCAUUAGCUGCCGGUUGAUGGUUGUCAAAGUUACAUAACCAAAGUCCCUUUGGACUUGGAAAAGAUAUUUAUUGAGGCGGGUGAAUUUUGAGAUUGAACUGCAGCUGUGUCCAGUGGUCAAAAAAAGGUACUAUCCUUGUUUAUAAGGAUAAAAGAAGCAAAUGUGUAAACAUCUUUUUAUAGGAACAACCAAAUGUGGAUGUCGUAUGUUCAGCCAAAUCUGUGGUUUUAUUGUUGUAUGGGGAGUACUGCUGCCCGAGGGGACGUGACCCUACAAGAAGAGCUAUAUUUAGACGCAUUUUUUGCCUCUGAUGUGGGAGCAUGACUACUUCAAGGCUCAGCAUCGCUGCUGUUCCACAUGGUCUGAUCCUUCAAGCCAGUAUUAAGCCCAGCAGCGGAUUUGCCUUGUGUGGUAGUGGACUUAAUUGUCUCAUUAUCACCACAACCAAUUGGAUUGAGCCAAUCGCCCCAAACGUAAAGUUCCAAUCAGCUUAGAGCGACGUGAAUUCGUCGAGGAAUUGGAGGUUGAGUUUUCUGAGAUGCAAGAUGCCAAAGGGCAGCUCAGUCCUUUUCAGAUGACUAAAUUUGAAAAUGGAAACAUUUACGUGCCAAAAAAAUGCAAUUAAAUCAGGUAACAGACAGGUUUGAGUCUGAGUUGGGGGGCGGUGAUACAUUCGGACAUUUUAGUUUCCUUUGUGUCGCCACCCAAAGAUUUAAAACUACUGCAAAAUAUCUUCCCUUUACGAGAACAUCAAGUCCCUGAGGACAGACCUCAAACCAACACUCCUUUUAUUUUUGACACCAUCUCUUGCUCUAUUUACCAUGUUGUACUGCAUGACUGAAAUGGUGAUCUUUGCGCUGUGUGACAGCUCUCUCACUUUGAGGCAGAUAUCUGGUUAGUAUUAAGUCCCCAGUGCAUGGUGUAAACUCAUACAUCACCCUCUUGUUUUCUUUGUUUGUUUUUUGGCACUUGAUUUAAUGUGAGUUUGUUUACUUGCACAUUUGAAUAUCCUCGAUUUAAUUCGAGACUUUGAAGUUUUACUGUUUGUGGUGUUUGGACGUAAACACCAAAAACCCCUUUUUACAAUAGCCUGAAUAUUGUAAUGUCCCGAUGUUACAAUAACUGGUGUUAGCCAGGAUAGUUAGGCAAGUCAGUGCCGUGCUCUGUUAAUUGUUUUUUGCAAGCAUGUGUUAGUCUGUUUCCAUGGUAAUAGUUGAAAUACUGUAUUCUGUUGAUAUGUACAGGGGUAUUUGUGUUCAGUGUGUGAAGCUGCUCUGAAGCAGUUUCUCCUGCUCAGUCAGGAUACAAAUUCUUAGUUGGACGACUGUGUGCAUUUAAACACACUCCCUCAUCUUCUUCCAUUUUAAUGCACUCUGAAUCAGAACCAAAGCAUUAACUUCAAGGUAGCUGCUCUAAGCUGCAUGAGAUCUUUCCUUUCAUGCAAAUAUGCAAAGAAAUGCUUCAUAUAUAUCACGGUUUCUCUUUGUUUUGUCCAACUGGUGAAAUAUGUUCGAUGUUUCUAGCUCAUUUUGUAACUGUGUUUCUUCGGAUUCUUUAUGGGAUCUAUAAUAUCCAUAUCCAGCCCAUUAUCAUGCUUAAAACUAUGCAUCUCUUUUUCGCUGUUGUGUCACUUUUGCCAUUUCGAAAAAAGGCCUCGCCAAAUGGGUCCACACAUCAUGCUUAAAAGGGUGUAACGUAAUGUACAUAUACUGUACUUUUACCCUCAUAGCAUCAGGCACAAUAGGAAUAGCGAAGUAGAAUCCAUCGCCCGUAUGAAAAGCUGGAAUCCUUGGAGCUGAACACUACAAAGCUCUUGUCUAACUUAGUUCGCAUGAGUUCCCCGUUGCUGCCUCAUUAAGCCUCUUUUCUUUUGUUUGGGUGUAUUAAUAGCUCAAGUGGAGGAAGAGGAAAAGUGCCCUAUAUUGAGCUCCCCUCUGGGAGCCAGGCUCUAUUAGCUGAUGUGCUGCAGUGCUGUUUGUUCCAAAGAAAAUACCGUACUCCACACACUGCCUCUGUGGGACCCAGCUCACUUUUCUUUGUAAGGAAAAUAACAGUGUAUCACAGGAAAGGGUUGGUUUAGUACCAGCGUCUCUCGGGGGCAGAUUUUUAAAACUAGGUUUCCACCCUUUGAUGAAUAACUUGUUCAGUGUGCCACUAUGAGGAAGAGACGAGGACGGGAGGGAGGCCAGUUUUGAUUUGACGUCCUUUUGUCUUUGAUAUAUUUUUGUUCGUUGGUUCCCUGGAAUCUGAAUCAGAAUUCCUUUUCUGUGUAGCUUCUCCCUGAGUUAAGGUUGAAAACAACCCGCUUCAUAAGCUAGAACUUUGUACCUUUUUGCAACGUUUAAUGAGAGGGCUGGUAGUUUGAACUGGUUUGUAUAAACCAGUGACUGCUGUUGUACAUUUUAGAGUCAAAGGAUUGGACUGUGGAUGUUCCUGUGUGCUCCUGUCAGUGAAGUCAUGUGUGUGCUUUAAAGACACAUGUGGGUGCCAAAGCUGAAAGUGACAUCUUGCACUGAAUGCACGGCUUCUCAUGCAGGUGCUUGCGUGCAUGUGUUGUCUCUGGAAGUGAUGUUUUAUAAGAUAGUGCAGCUUUUAUUUGGGUCGGAGUAUGGAGCUGUCCCAGGUGCUGAGGUGACCAAACCUUUGGUGGUGCUGCAAAAACAAGAAGCUUUCCACAGUGACCCAUGAUAUUGUGAUCCUGUAAAGCAGUGAUUCCCAACCAGGAGUAUUCAUACCGCAAGGGUUACUUGUGCAGUUGGCACUUGGCAGGUGGUACCUAGAUGAUUUUAAGAAGUAGAACUUUUUGCUAAAGAGGAAAACGAUUACACAAAUAUGAUUAAAAUUGGAUUGAGGCUGAUCUUAAAGGGGAACCCCACCGAUUUUAUGCAAAGUCUAUUAAAAAUAAAGUUAAAAGUUACACAAAUCCUUUUAUGGCAAAAUCUGACACAGUACUUCAAGUGAUGUCACCUCAGCACAUCAGCGUCGGUUGGGGCUGAAGACUUCAAGUGUGAGAAAGAAAACAAUCUGGUGGUGUGGAAUCAGAAAGAGGAGUGUUUACCAGACCAGAAACGAUAUUCAGUUUUGUAUAACUAAAGGGAUAAGUAUUAAUUUUGUAGUGGGGCUGUAUGAGGUAUCCAUAGUCAGUGUAUUACUUACAGUAGAUGGCAGUCAGCACG
Epinephelus lanceolatus (giant grouper) is the source of this 6673-nucleotide messenger RNA. It is a transcript of the gene rps6ka5, whose product is annotated as ribosomal protein S6 kinase, polypeptide 5. Gene Ontology annotation, biological process: intracellular signal transduction; protein phosphorylation. NCBI's taxonomy places the organism in Eukaryota, Metazoa, Chordata, Actinopteri, Perciformes, Serranidae. The record is from RefSeq and is a predicted model, not a curated record. Gene Ontology annotation, molecular function: magnesium ion binding; ATP binding; protein serine/threonine kinase activity.